AGCAGCGAUAGUAACUUUGUCUCGCUUCCCCACUUUGCUUUAGCUUAAACUCGCAGCACCCCCCUCGGCUCCCCCACCUCUCUCUCUCUCUCUGUGCGUGUGCGCGCUCUGGUUUCUCGUUUCUCGUUUCUCUCUCCUAGGGUUUCUCUUACACUGAAACGCUCUCUCCCCUCUUUCUGCUCUGCUGGUUCGAUAGGGUCUCUGAGGUUUUGAUAGGAAGUGAAGAACAAUGUCCUCGUCCAGAGGGGGUUCGGAUGAGCCACCUCCGCAACUGCAGAGGCGGUUAACCCGAACGCAGACCGCCGGUAACCUCGGGGAGACGGCAUUCGACAGUGAGGUCGUGCCCUCUUCCCUCGUCGAAAUCGCCCCCAUUCUUCGUGUCGCCAAUGAGGUCGAAGCGCACAAUCCCAGAGUUGCAUAUCUCUGUCGAUUUUAUGCCUUCGAGAAAGCUCAUAGGCUGGAUCCCACUUCUAGUGGGCGUGGUGUUCGUCAGUUUAAAACGGCCCUUCUUCAACGUCUUGAAAGGGAGAAUGAUCCCACACUUAAGGGAAGGGUGAAACAAAGUGAUGCACGUGAAAUGCAGAGCUUCUAUCAACAUUACUACAAAAAAUAUAUUCAAGCUUUGACUAGUGCUGCUCAUAAAGCUGACCGUGCACAACUUACCAAGGCAUACCAGACUGCCAAUGUUCUCUUUGAGGUUUUAAAGGCUGUUAAUAUGACACAAUCUAUGGAAGUUGAUCGUGAGAUUUUGGAAGCUCAUGAUAAAGUUGCAGAAAAGACAAAGCUCUUGGUCCCAUACAAUAUCCUUCCUUCCACAAAAGUGACAGAUUGGAAUAAAUUUCUUGACUUCAUGAGGGGCAGAAGGUUCAAUGAGUGA
This is a messenger RNA of Prunus dulcis (almond), 877 nucleotides long. RefSeq names its product callose synthase 3. The record is from RefSeq and is a predicted model, not a curated record. Bases 230 to 877 code for a protein of 215 amino acids. Gene Ontology annotation, biological process: late endosome to vacuole transport via multivesicular body sorting pathway. Gene Ontology annotation, cellular component: multivesicular body. Lineage: Eukaryota; Viridiplantae; Streptophyta; Magnoliopsida; Rosales; Rosaceae. The transcript has 8 exons.